AUGUGUGCUAUGCUCAGUCCUAUCUUUACACUUGAUUGUGAUGGAGCUAUAUCAUACUUAGUCACCAUCAAUGACGUCCCAGUCCUACUAGACUGUGGGUGGAAUGGAGAUCCAGCCUCCUUGGAACGCUAUGACCCUAUAAUACCUUCACUUAGGGUCGUUCUGAUAUCUCACCCAUAUAUUGAAUUUGUAGGGGCUCUGCCUUAUAUAUCCAAACACAAGGACUUCAAGGCUCAAAUAUACGUGACCUUUCCAGUCCAUAAAAUGUCCCAGAUGGUGAUGUAUGACUCCUACCUGUCCUGUGUCCAACAAAUUUUCUCUAUUGAUGACAUCAAUAAUACUUGGAAAAAGAUUACAACCCUUAUGCACUCUCAGAAAGUCCAUAUGAAAGGAGAAGGACUCAUUUUUACCCCUAUAAGGGCAGGAAAUUGUAUUGGUGGUGCAGCUUGGAGGAUUAUGCAUAACAUGCAAGAUAUCAUCCACCUUCCUCUUUUUAACCCGCAUGUAGAAAAACACGUUCCAGGGCUUGAUUUUGACUCCUUACAGAGCCCUGCUGUUUUGAUCAUGGACUCUUAUCAUUCAAAUAGUAUCCAAAACGACCCAGAACUGCUUUGUACCAAGGUUAUUGAAGCAUUGACAAGAGGAGGGUCAGUCUUAAUCCCAGUGGAUCCCGCUGGGUCUACACUAGAAUUUAUGCUUCUUUUUGAAGAGCUCUGGGAAAAGAACGAAAGCGAGCUUGGGAUGUAUAACUUAAUCAUGCUAGGCCACGUGUCAAGUUCAACAGUAGAAUUCGCCAAAACUUGUUUAGAAUGGAUGAAUGAAGAAGUUCUGUCAAAAUUCGAAGGGGUCAGAGACAACCCUUUUUCUUUUAAAUUCCUCAAAACAAUUCAUACUCUUGAAGAGCUGCCACCUGGCCCUGCAUUAAUCAUGGCUACUCCUUGCAACCUGCAAUCAGGGUUUUCUAGGCAGUUGCUAUUCCAGUUAGCUGGAAACCCAUUGAAUCUUUUAUUACUAGUAAAUAAGCCAAGUGGCCUAGCUCAAGAAAUUUUAUUCAAUACAGUCCCUAACCAAGUAAUAGAGCUUGACGAGCCUGAGCUGGACUGAAAUGAAAAUGAAUUUGAUAUAAACAAUAGUGAAGAAGCCAGCACAGAAACAGCAGAAACCAUGAGCAUCAUUGAAGAAGGUGACAUCCCUGAGACUUUCGGCCCAAAGCUUUUUGAUAAGAAAAAUUUUAAGUGUUUUUCAGUAUGCGAGUUCAAGCAUUUCUGUGACGAGUAUGGAGAAAGUAUGGCUGAUGAAGAAAUAGCACUGUGGCAGCAUGAAAAUACAGAAAAAAAGACGUCUUCAUUGACUGCUUUAUCGUUAAAAAGUUAUGAACAAACCAUUACUUUUAGAUUGAUAGAAGAAGAUAGGAGAAGGAAAAAUUCGAAAUUAAUUACGAGACAUCUGACGACGACGCUAAACUGUGCUGUCAGCUAUUUAUUGUGUGAUUUCAGAGCUUCAGGGACAAGCUUAAGACUUACCUUGUCAAGGCUUAGGCCUAAAAAACUGGUUCUGCUUAACACAAAUGAGACUUCUGCGAAUUCUUUGUCUAUUUAUUGCCAAACCUUUUUAGGGAUGUCUGAUAUAUCAGUUGCAAAAGAGCCAGUGCAACUGAUACCUACAAUGUCAAUUUUGCCUAUAAAAAUCCCAGAAGAGUUCUAUAACAGCUUGAAAUUUCUCCCAGUUGAUGGCUACGAAGUGGCACUUAUUAAAGGUAAAGUCGGCAUGGAAAACGAGCAGCUGCAGUAUAACAUGGUCGAAGGCGAAAAACAAAGGUUCGGGUAUUUCUUAGGAAAAGUCCAACUAGGCAAAAUCAAAGGGCUGCUGACAGAAAAAGGCUACAACACCGAGUUCAGAGAAGGAAAGCUCGUCAUCAACGACAAGGUAUGGAUUUUUACGAAUAAAGAAAGUGGCGAAAUUAAAGAAUAUGUCAUCGAAGGGGUCAUCAGCCGCGACUAUUUUGACAUAAGAAGGCUGCUCUAUUCCGAGCACCUAUAUAUUUAA
Blepharisma stoltei is the source of this 2046-nucleotide messenger RNA. Lineage: Eukaryota; Ciliophora; Heterotrichea; Heterotrichida; Blepharismidae. The record is from the annotation of a GenBank genome assembly.